UUAUUCAAAAGGAAUCUGCAUUGAGGUAUCCAUCGUUGAUUCAUGGUUUCUAUCGAACUUAGCAGAUCUGCAACUCAUAAUGGAAACAGAUUCUCAAAAAGUAGUGUUGGGGAAAUCAAUAAUAGUACCAAGUGUUAGCGAGUUGGUCAAAGAAUCCAUAACCAAAGUUCCUCCUCGGUAUGUGUACCAUGAGCAGGAUCCUCCAACGGCCGCUGCCGGCGAGAUCUGGCUUCAAGCGAUUCCGGUCAUCGAUCUUCAUGGCUUGCUUCAUGGGGACUCCAUGGAUUCUGAGUUGGAGAGGCUUCACGCAGCUUGCAAGUAUUGGGGUUUUUUCCAGGUUGUGAACCAUGGAGUGAGUAGUUCAUUGUUGGAGGAAUUCAAAGGGGAGGUUCAAGAUUUCUUUGAACUUCCACUCGAAGAAAAGAAGAAGCUUUGGCAGCAGCCAGAUAACCAUCAGGGAUUUGGGCAACUCUUUGUGGUGUCAGAGGAGCAGAGGCUUGAUUGGUCAGACGUCUUCUAUCUGACUACCCUCCCAUCGAAUCUAAGGAAGAGUGACAUAUUUCAAAAGCUCCCACAAAAGCUCAGAGGAUCUUUAGAAGCUUACUGCAUAGAAAUGAAAAGGUUAGCCAUGACCCUCUUAAGUCAAAUGGCUAAAGCUUUAAAGAUGGAGGCUGAGGAGAUAAGAGACAUGUUCACUGAUGGGUUUCAAUCAAUGAGAAUGAACUACUAUCCUCCAUGCCCUGAACCAGAUAUGACCAUUGGGUUGACUCCUCACUCUGAUGCUGGUGCUCUAACAAUUCUCCUUCAGCUGGACGACACCGACGGCCUCCAAAUUCAGAAAGAAGGGAGAUGGGUCCCUGUUAAACCACUUCCAAAUGCAUUUGUUAUCAACGUUGGAGACAUUAUGGAGAUUGUGAGUAAUGGUGUUUACCAUAGCAUUGAGCAUAGGGUAAUGGUGAACUCUACGAAGGAGAGGCUCUCUGUUGCAACAUCUAAUAGUUCUAAUAUAAACUCAGAAUUAGGCCCUGCACCUAGCCUUAUUAGCCCACAAAACCCAGCAAAGUUUCAGCGGGUUCGAACAGAGAAAUAUUACAAGGACUUCUUUGCUCGGAAACUAGAUGGCAAGUCACACCUCAAGUUCCUGAAAAUAGAUCAAGAUGGAGGCCAUACAAGUUGAGUUAGCAUGUAAUCAUGGAUGCAAGGCGCUGCCACACUGCCUGAAGUGUCCCUUAUAAAGGUAAAUUGCAAUGACGAUUAGGCAUUUAUGUUACAAUUUGGAACACGCAUUCAAGAAUCGACAUGGAGAGCUCCACAAAGGUGCAAACUAUAUUUAUACCAAGCCAUGAAUUGAGCAUUCUGGUGUGGUUGAGGCAUCGGAAUGUAACAGUAACCUCUAUGUUUUGUUUGGUUAUGUUAUCGUAUCUCUUUUGGUUUACAGCUAGCCCAAAUGUGCCUGCAAACUUGGUUGUCAAGGAUACAAAAAACCCAACAAGCAUGAUGAAGAUGAUGUUUUUCAGAGGAAACCACUAAAAUAUAUGCACCGUAAUGUAUAAAAUUUUGUGACUGAAGUAUAUCUGUUGGAAACGUGCCUUAGGUUGCUACA
Molecule: messenger RNA, 1603 nt
Organism: Vitis riparia (riverbank grape)
Lineage: Eukaryota; Viridiplantae; Streptophyta; Magnoliopsida; Vitales; Vitaceae
Product: protein SRG1-like
Exons: 4
Coding region: 80-1177 (365 amino acids)
Source: RefSeq, a predicted model, not a curated record